AUCACCCCUAACCUUCAAGAAUGUCUAAACCGCCAAAACGUAAAUACGUUUCCAUCGAAGUCGCUCAAAAACUCAAAGCCCUUGAAGAUUUAAAAAAUGGAAUUCCUGUCACCACAAUAGCCCAGGUCCUUGGUGUAUCUGCAAAAACAGUCAACUCGUGGGAAAAGAACAGAGAAAAAUUCCAAGAUUGGGAGAAAGUGUUUACUGGAAAUCUUCCCACUAAAGUGAAACGGCUGAAGAAACCUGAAAAUUACAAAGUGGAUCAAGCGACUUGGAUAUGGUACAAGGAGAGGAAAUCUGCAGGUCUACCCCUGGACUCGUCAACAAUAAGAACGCAAGCUCGAUGGUUUUGGAAUACCCUAGGGGGGAGCCCAGGAUUUGAUGCUAGUGCUGGCUGGUUGGCUCGUUGGAAGAUACGACAUGGCCUUCAACCCUGUUCCUCCACUACAUCAUCCAAUCCAUCGAGUAAAAAAGCUCCAGACGACGAUCAUCUCCAAGAAUCAACACAAGUUUUCAAAGAAAUAUUGGAAGGAAUCAUUGCGACAGAGAAUCUCAGUCCUCACCAGAUCUUCAAUUGUGACAAAAUUAGCUUCAAUUAUAAACAAUUACCAAAAAACGCCCUGAGCCAGCUGAAUGAUUCCUCGUUCAAGGUUCAUUGGGAACGAAUGACUGUGAUGGCUUGCAGCAAUGCCUCUGGGAGUUUCAAGCUUCCUCUAAUGAUCAUUGGAAAUGCUAAGGAUCCCAUACCUUUGAGGGGAAUUAGACACAUUCCUGUCUCCUACAAAAGCCAGAGAACGUCCAGCUUGACGAGUAAUAUUUUUCUCCAGUGGUUUAAGGAAGAGUUUGAGCCAUUAGUGAAGUUUUAUCUGAUCCAGGCUGGAUUGCCCAUGAAGGCUGUUUUAACUAUGAACGAUUGUGGAGGUCAUACGAAUAAUUUGGAGAGUGACUUUAUAAGGGUUGAAGCCCUGGAGGAGGAUUUCGCUGGGGUUAGGCAGCCAUUGGGACAUGGGUGUCUUCAAGAGUUGAAGAUGAGGUAUAGGAGGAAACUGAUGGCACAUGUCGUUGGGCAUUUCAAUACUGGAGCUGUUUUGCUGGAGGCGGUGGAUAAUGUGACGUUGAGAGAGGUUGUAUUCUGGAUGCGAGACAGUUGGAGGGAAUUGGCAUCUUCGACCAUUGUCAAGUGUUGGGAAAAGUUAUGGCCAGGAAUCUCCAAGUGUCCAGGAGUCAUAGGAGACUUGAGCAAGUAUACUGAAAAUGUUGAUUGCGAUGAUAAGAAAUUCCAUGAAGUAUAUGUUAACGAAGUAGAUCUCGUGAAAGAUCAAUUUUUGUUUGCACUGCAAAAAGUCAAUGAUGAAAUUGAAAUAGCUGAUGUCGAUCAGUGGUUGAAUCCUAAUUUACAUUUAUCAGAGGACGAAUGCCUGUCAGACAAUGAUAUUGUUGUGCUAGUUAACGAUCAAGAGGCUGAAAAAAAUAACCCACAACCUGAACUCCCCGAGGUUACUUUGCCAGAGGCAAUGUCGAGUCUUGAUAAAGUUAUUAGACAUUGUGAAAAAGGUAACUCUUACAGACCAGAUCAUGUCGCGGUUUUGCGUGAAAUUCAAGAGGCGAUGAAACUCAAAGAGAAGCAAUCAAUUCAGCCAAUCUCACAGAAUCGGCCCAAUUUUGAGAAUAGCGGGGGUUCAGAUCUUAUUCAAAGUUACUUAGCUGCCUUCCACGAAAGUUGAAUUUGCAUUUUGGUCAGGUCAGACGUAAAUGACCGGUUCCUGACCGUUUGCUCACCCUAACCGAAUUUUGACAUGAGCCAAAAUGACAAAAAAUCAUCUAUACAGUUGCAAAUCGACUGUGAUUUUUAUUUCAGCAAUUUUUUAGGUCAUUUUUUAAGGCUUCAAUCCAAAAUAUUUUUGGUAGAAUUGACUUGCUAUCGUUUAUUAUUAUCAAUGGACAUCAUUUUGUUCCUGACCAUCUGGUCAGAUUCUCGGCGCGGUAAUUACCGCACAUGACGGUGGCCAUUGAUGGUCAUUUUUGUCACUCACAUCAUCACAAAAAUCAUCUUUACCUUUGUCAUUGCAAUAUUUAUUUGCAAUUUUGUAACCAUCUAGUAACGAUCCGAAAAUACGUCGGAAAAUUUUGUUUCAUUUCUUUUGCGAAUAUCCCUAAAAGUAAUAGGUAUAUGUGUAGAUGUAUGUGAAUAAUGUACAUAUUCAUAGCUUUACGGAUGAAUAAAUGCAGGUUCCGAAGGGAAGCUGAAAUGUUUCCAUAUAGAAA
This is a messenger RNA of Diachasma alloeum, 2265 nucleotides long. RefSeq names its product tigger transposable element-derived protein 2. Gene Ontology annotation, molecular function: DNA binding. The record is from RefSeq and is a predicted model, not a curated record. The transcript has 3 exons. Gene Ontology annotation, cellular component: nucleus. NCBI's taxonomy places the organism in Eukaryota, Metazoa, Arthropoda, Insecta, Hymenoptera, Braconidae. Bases 21 to 1724 code for a protein of 567 amino acids.